AAAACAGCCAGCCUUCCCCUGGGCUCAUCACUAAAUACCGUACAUUUCUUACAAUUCACGUUUUACGUGCCAUAGUUCACAUUAAGAUUACAGUAGAUACUGUUGCAGAGCGGCGGUCAUAUUGAUAAUGUCCCUUGUUCCUACCUAGAGCCUUGACUUCUGGCAUUAUCAAUAAUGUUGCGAAAGACCCCAUCUUGUUUGUCAGUCGUAUGAAAACUUAAUAUAGGGAACCUGCUAUCUUGAAGUUGUUCUGGAAGAAACAUCAGUCUUUGUUUGGCUCUACCGUUCGUGUGACGCGUCUGGGCGAAAAAGUUGCGGCUUUGCGUGAGACCCAGACGGGAAGAUGUUAGUCUGACAAGAUUCGAAAAUGACUUACAGGUACGCAGUCAUAUUACAUUAAGAUUAACAUUACACCGGACUUAUGAAGCCCAUUUAGUUCAAAAUCGUAACGGAUGAACAUAGAUAUCUAAAUGUUCCUAUAGCUGGACAGGAGUGAUACAAAGGAGUUGAAAAUGACCCAAACACCCCUCCCCCAUCAGAAGAGAGUGCAAGGCUCGGUGGGACUUUUCACUCAUAUCUAAGGAGUAGUACCGUGCAUCUGUGACUGCGCUGUCCUCUGUCUGCAUGCCGGCGCUGCCUCGGUGUUUAAGGGACAGAAAUCUCCCAGCUUACCUAUUAGUCUCCCGAUCGCACGUACAAAUCGACAAAUUAUUCUGUUUAGUGAUGCUGGAUGUACUGCCAAUCAGACUAAUCAAACUUGGGCGCAUUUGGGUCAUUCUUAAGGCAGGGCGCUUUUGCUCGUGUUUGUCGCCUGAAAGGGCCAGUAUGACGUCACCUCUUCAGGAGUGCGCCGCUUCACGUCGCCAUCACCCAUGACAACCUUCCCAGUUGUCUUCACAUCUUGCACUUUUUCGAUGGGUUUUGGGCACGUUAAUGCAGAAGUAUGACGGCUGUUUCUUUGAACGCGAAGACGGUACUUUGAUGCAUUACUUGAUAUUAUCUUAUUUCCCAUUUAGAGGGGAAAGCAGAGUUUGAUGCCUUUGGCUUUUUUGAACAUGCCUUCUUUUCCACACUCUUCAUUUGGUUGCUCUUUGUGUGUUGUGAUGCUGAAUGUACUGCCAAUCAAAGUUGUUUUUCUCCUGACCAGGGUGCAGUUCCGCAUCUUGUCUGGGAGCAGCGCUGCUGACACAGAAACUUGUUUACCGCGAUUUUAACGUGGAGGAUGACAAUAGAGGAAAGCCAGAAGUGAUGCUGCCCAUUCCUUCUGUCUGUUACUGUUUUGACCUCUGCGUGUUGCAGUUGUCUUUUUUCGGCGUGUGUCUUGCAUUUCUGUCAGGCAGUCAGGUUUGUUCAGCCGCCCCCCUAUUUUUUAACUGUGAAAAUUCUUGCCCUUUUAUAGUUGACAUUAUCAGAAUUGAACAACUCAGUCCUUGAGGGGGGUGAAGUUGCAUUUUUUCCAGUUAUACUUCUAAGCAUUCUUGCUGGGACGACUGGGUGGGUGUGCAGUAUGCGGCGUGCUGCGGUAGAUAUGCAUUCGUGUGGGCACGGUCUGUCAUUUUGCCGCGUGUGGGAUCAGAUCGCGAGAAAAGCCGGCGCAUUUACUGUGCGGGUGAGGGGUGCACAGGACGCAGAGAUAAUUCGGUGCAAAGGAGUCACCCUCCGGACGGAUCCACUCCCUCUCUGUCAGCAGUAAGGCGAAGAGCAGAAAUAACAUCUGUCAGAAAUGUGGCUUAUCGGAGGCACUGGUCACCGGAUAGGCCAGCGUCACGUCACUCUGCAGCUGCUUUUAGGCGUGCAGAAGCACUGGGGCGCUCAGUACGCCUCUCGUAGGGGCUUACAGAGAGGAGAGGGCAGUAACAGAUCCGCGAUCAGAGCCUGUGUUGGCGGUGUGGACAGGUGGCGAAGGUGAGCUCUGAGAAGGAGCAAGCGGCCCUGCUGUGCAUGAAAGCUCUGGCCAGCAGGGGGAGCCUGGAUGCCCUGUCUCAGCAAAUGGCCUAUCACCCUCAGUACUUGGAGAGCUUCCUGCGCACUCAGAACUAUGUGCUGCACAUGGAUGGGCCGCUGCCCCUGCAGUACCGCCACUACAUCGCCAUCAUGGCGGCUGCCCAGUACCGCUGCACGCACCUGGUGUCUCGGCACUCCGCACACUUCCUGCGUGUCGGGGGGGACCCGCUGUGGCUGCAGGGCCUGCAGUACGCCCCCGCCCGGCUGCGCCGCCUUGAUCACAUCAACAAGGUGCUGGCCCACCGGCCCUGGCUCACCGCCCCCUCUCACAUCCAGGACCUGCUGAAGAUGGGCGAGCAGUGCUGGUCGCUGGCUGAACUGGUGCAGGCCGUCGUCCUGCUGGCCCACUGCCACUCCCUCUGCAGCUUCGUCUUCGGCUCCGGGGCGGACCGCGACUCGCCCGCCAAUCCCUGGGCCCCGCGUGGGACCCCCCCGGGGCACCGGCCCUGCGAGGUGGCCAACGGCAGUGGCAGCGCCCGUCCCCCAACCUUUGUUCCGGACUGGACCUCCCGAAGACGGUCCCUGGACUCCAGCUACGAGGCCGUGUGUCUAAGGGAGCGGCUGCAGAGAGUGACGGGCGAGGUGGACAGGAUAGAGGAGCGGCUGCGUGGCUCACACACAUCCCUGCUGACAGAUGAGGAAGACGAGGAAGUGACAUGUGACACGGAGCCGACCCGCUUCGUCACCGACCCGGAGUUCCGGUAUCAGGACUUUGCCCCUCAGGAGCAGGAUCGCUUUGAGAUUUUCAGGGUUCAGGACUACUCCUGGGAGGAUCAUGGCUUCUCGCUGGCGAACCGGCUCUACUCGGACAUCGGCUACCUGCUGGACGAGCGCUUCCGCCUGGUGGAUGCGCUGCCAUCGCCCCGCGGGCCCGACCUCAAGCGGGCCAUCUGGAACUACAUCCACUGCAUGCUGGGUAUACGAUACGACGACUACGACUACGGUCAGGUGAACCGGCUGCUGGAGAGGGAGGUGAAGCUCUACAUAAAGACGGUCUCCUGCUUCCCGGACGCCACCAAGAACCCGCCCUGCUCGCUGCCCUGGACGCGGCUCAAACCUGGGGAGAAGGUCCACAUCAACUUGCUGAUAAUGGAGGCGCGGCUGCAGGCGGAGCUUCUGUAUGCACUGAGAGCCAUCACCCAAUAUAUGAUCUCCUAGGCCUUUGAGCGUUGGGGGGGGGGGGGUGCCCCAGUGUUGCCAAAGCCCCUGCCGAUCGCCUACAAGCCCCCUCCCCUAAGGUCAAUCUGGUUUUUGGGUUUUUUUUCCGUUUUUUCUUACUUUUUGUCACAGUUGUCAUGCUGUAGACAUCCGAUGUGCAAUUCUCAUUGUUAUUGUUGUUAUUUAUGUCACUGCUGGUGGGUCUGUUUACGAGCCUGUGUCAGUCACACGGCCUGCUGUGGUACCCAGGGCUUGCGCGUGAAUGUCUCUCAGCCAAACUGCCCUCCGCCCCCUCCUUUCCUCUGUCGCCUUUUGAUCUCCCUGCACCAUUAUUAUUACUAGUCUGUUUGAACACCCCCACCCCGGCACCACCUUCACUGGGGAGUGAGAGAUUAGAGGGUCAGUACCAGUGUGUAGAUCAGGAGUAGCGUUACACUACAAGAAUGGGCUCAAGACCCCGUUUGUUAGCACUUUGGUGAGACAAGCCGGUCUGGUGGGGGGACGCCGGCCUGAGCGUUGGCCUGGUGUGCCCCCCCCUCCCCCAAAUGAAACGUCCUCACAGAGAGGCCGGCCUCAUUCCUCAUACCCGAACUACGUGUUUCACCCAGCAAAUGAGCGAAUGUUUUGCACAGAGCCGGCUUGCUCCUCUCACCCCUGCUCUCCAUCCUGCUCUCCAUCCCUCCCGGCGUGUGAGUGAAACAGCCAAUGCUUCUCGCUCUGCCCUGAGAUUUGCCUUUCAGUCUCUGAUCUGACUUUCUGGGAGUGUGUGGUUUUUUCUGGGGGGGGGGGGGGGGGGGGGGGGGGGGGGCACGGGGCUGAGGAUGCUAUGUCAUACUCAUCACACGUCACGUUCAGGCGCCGAAGUUGCUCGCCCCAAACCCUCCUAUCAUCGGUUUUCUUCUUUCACUGCUGUUGCGUGUCCAUUCUGUGUUUUUCAUUUUUUUUCUUGUUAUUUCGGGGUUGCUUCACUGCUGGUUCACUGCCUGCCGUGCUCCUAAAUCUGUGUCUGGCACCCGGGUCUGCAAACUGGGAUGAAAAGGGCUGAUAUUUCGGCGUGUGGAAUGUGAGCAUGUGCCUGGCCAAAGUACUCGAGGGAUGUCAGAGGAUUGGGGGCCUGUGGAUCACCCCCCCCCCCCAAAUGGUGCUUUUGAUGGGUGCCUUCAGGCCAUUUUCCUGGAUUAGACUGGACCGCACCGGCCCAUACGCUGAGCUGGACGCCUUCUCGGGGUCAGCACACUGCCUCCAGCGAGGGAUGCCGGCUGGGCCAGAGGCGUGGGGGCGCUUGGAGGGGUGAGGAUGCUGCUGGCCUUGCCCCCAUUUCCUGCAGGGGGGACACCCCACCAGCCCCAGGAAAGUGAGCCAUGCCAGUGCAGCAGCCCAAGGCCAUUGAACCGCUGCGGUCGGCCUGUUCAAUAUUUACCGCGUAAAUGAACAAAUGAGCAGAAACUGUUACAGACAAAAUAAGUGUUUUGGAAAUGUGAAGAGACGUAUUUUUUCUAUAAAGAUUCAUAUGUUUGACACCUUCUGUGGGAA
Messenger RNA from Paramormyrops kingsleyae, 4695 nucleotides. Its product is annotated as sestrin-3-like. The record is from RefSeq and is a predicted model, not a curated record. Gene Ontology annotation, cellular component: nucleus. Gene Ontology annotation, biological process: positive regulation of macroautophagy; cellular response to L-leucine; negative regulation of TORC1 signaling. Gene Ontology annotation, molecular function: L-leucine binding; oxidoreductase activity, acting on peroxide as acceptor. Lineage: Eukaryota; Metazoa; Chordata; Actinopteri; Osteoglossiformes; Mormyridae.